GGAGCCGGGCGCGCCGCGGUCACGUGAGGCGCAGCCAGCGGGGCGGGGCCGCCCGGCGGGGCGGUCGCACGGAGCCGAGUAGCAGGCGGGACCCUCGGCCGGGCGCUGCCGGGUCUGCGUGGCCGGAGCCUCUGUGCUGGGCGAGCGCUGAUGCUGCAGCCCCAUCGGCGCUCUUGUGGUUUCUUUGGGAUGCAGCCAGUGCCAGAAGGUUGAGUGGUAUCAAACGGGAGCUCAGCAGAAGCGUGACAGGCUGUUCUUAUCAGGGACAACCGCACCUGGGAUCUCCUGGUACACACAAUGAGAAGACUUGAGUAGGACUUCACAAUGGAGGCGAAAUCCAUAGUGAUCGGCGUGGAGGGGAUGACGUGCGGUUCCUGCGUUCAGACCAUCGAAGAGCACGUGGGGAAGAUGAGCGGUGUCCAUCGCGUUAACGUAUCUCUGGAGGAUGAGAACGCAGUCAUCAUUUAUGACUCAAAAGUGCAGAGUCCAGCAGCGCUGCGGGAAGCGAUAGACAACAUGGGAUUCGAUGCUACGUUAGCUGAUUCAAACCCACAACCUGUCUUACUCGACACUGUUUUUCUUACAAUUCCUACUCAGUCAGCUCUGACGUCUAAACAGAUUUGUAGCGCGCUGCUGAAGAACAAAGGCAUAGUGGAUGUUAAAAUGUCCUCGGAUCAAAAAACCGCAGUGGUGACUUUCGUUUCUUCCGUUACAAGCGGCAAGCAGAUUACCCGCAUGGUGCCGGGGGUCGAUUUGAGUGUCUCGGCGCCCGAGGCGGGUGAGGACCCCAGCUGGGGCGCGGCCAGCGGCGUCGUGCUGCGCCUGCGCGUGGAGGGGAUGAGCUGCCACUCCUGCACCAGCACCAUCGAGGGCAAGAUCGGCAAACUGCAAGGGGUCCAGCGCGUUAAAGUGUCCCUGGACAAUCAGGAAGCUGCUGUUGUCUACCAACCUCACCUAAUUACAGCCGAAGAAAUAAAGCGUCAAAUCGAAGCUGCGGGUUUCACAGCAUCUUUCAAGAAGCAGCCUCGAGCCCUGAGGCUCGGUGCCAUUGACCUGGAGAGGCUCCGCAACGCUCCGCUCAAAGAGAACUCCGCCGGGAACGACACACAGACAGUUGUGUUCAGGGUCGACGGCAUGCACUGCACGUCGUGUGUCCUCAAUAUUCAGAGCACCCUGUCAGCAAUCCUGUCGGUAACAGGUGUAGUUGUUUCAUUAGAGAAGAAAUCUGCUAUUAUAAGCUAUAACCCAAACUUAAUUGGCAUAGAUGGGCUGAGAAAAGCCAUAGAGGCCGUGUCUCCGGGGACGUUCAAGGUCAGCCUUCCUGAGGAGGGUGAGCACGUCGCGCUUUUCCCCGCGCUGGCGUCUCCGUUGAAGUUGUCUGCCCCGGUUUCGAGGGACGCCGGCCAGCCGCUCACUCAGGUCGUUGUGAUCAAUAUCGAGGGAAUGACUUGCAACUCGUGCGUGCAGUCCAUUGAGGGAGUCCUGUCCCAAAAGGAAGGGGUGAAAUCUGUUCGCGUCUCUCUCGCAAAUCGUAAUGGAACUGUAGAAUACGACCCUCUGCAAACAUCCCCAGAAGACUUGCGAUCCUCAAUAGAGGAUAUGGGAUUUGAUGCAUCUUUGUCAGCAGAGGCAGAGCUGCCUGUGCCCAUAGCUCAGCCCUCGCCCCCCGCGCGGCUGGAAUCGCAGAAGUCCGAACCUCCCUCCAAAGCGUUGCCAGCCCACCUCGCUGCACCGGAGACCAAGGCCGUCUCCAAGUGCUACGUCCAGGUCACGGGAAUGACGUGUGCUUCGUGUGUAGCCAACAUUGAGAGAAAUUUGAGGAGAGAAGAUGGAAUCCAUUCGAUACUUGUUGCCUUGAUGGCGGGGAAGGCAGAGGUGAGGUACAACCCCGCGGUCAUCCACCCCUCGGCUAUUGCGGAGCUCAUACGGGAACUGGGCUUUGGAGCUACUGUGAUGGAAAACCAUGGUGAAGGAGAUGGAAUUCUGGAGCUUGUUGUGAGAGGAAUGACCUGUGCUUCUUGUGUACACAAAAUAGAAUCGACCCUCAUGAAGACUAACGGGGUUUUGUACUGCUCGGUAGCUCUUGCGACCAACAAAGCACACAUUAAGUAUGACCCUGAGAUUAUAGGUCCUCGAGAUGUUAUACAAGUGAUCAAGGAUUUAGGUUUCACUACUUCAUUAGUCAAAAAAGACAGAUCUGCUAGUCAUCUGGAUCACAGACAGGAAAUACGGCAGUGGAAAAGGUCUUUUGUCGUGAGUCUCGUUUUCUGUAUUCCCGUCAUGGGGCUGAUGAUCUACAUGAUGGUUAUGGACAGCCAGCUUUCGGAUGCUCACGCGCAUCACAACAUGAGCGCUGAGGAGCUGGAGGCCCUUCACGCCUCGAUGGCGCUGGAAUACCAGCUCCUGCCAGGACUGUCCGUGAUGAAUUUCCUGUCGUUCUUACUCUGCGUCCCUGUGCAGAUAUUCGGAGGCUGGCACUUCUACAUCCAGGCCUACAAAGCACUGAAGCACAAAACUGCAAACAUGGACGUGCUCAUAGUUCUGGCAACUUCCAUCGCGUUCGUCUACUCGUUUGUUAUUCUUCUGGUUGCAAUGGCCGAGAAAGCAAAAGUCAACCCUGUCACUUUUUUUGACACGCCUCCUAUGCUCUUCGUCUUCAUCUCCUUGGGCCGGUGGCUGGAGCACGUUGCAAAGGGUAAAACAUCAGAAGCACUGGCAAGACUAAUUUCAUUACAAGCUACUGAAGCUACUAUUGUUACCUUGGGCCCUGAUAACGUUCUUUUAAGUGAAGAGCAAGUUGAUGUGGAACUGGUUCAACGAGGUGACGUUGUCAAAGUGGUCCCAGGAGGCAAAUUCCCAGUGGAUGGUCGUGUUAUUGAAGGGCACUCUAUGGUAGAUGAGUCUCUUAUCACUGGUGAAGCGAUGCCUGUGACUAAAAAGCCUGGCAAUACAGUUAUCGCGGGUUCUAUUAACCAGAAUGGGUCACUGCUGAUUUCAGCAACCCAUGUUGGAGCCGAUACAACUCUUUCCCAGAUCGUUAAACUCGUGGAGGAGGCCCAGACCUCAAAGGCUCCCAUCCAGCAAUUUGCAGACAAACUCAGUGGCUACUUCGUUCCUUGCAUUGUGGCUGUCUCUGUGCUCACCCUUUUGGCCUGGAUUAUAAUUGGGUUCGUGGAUUUUGAAAUAGUAGAAAAAUACUUUCUGGGUUACAGUAAGAGCAUUUCCACGGCCGAGGUGAUAAUCCGCUUUGCCUUCCAAGCCUCCAUCACGGUGCUGUGCAUCGCCUGCCCCUGCUCGCUGGGAUUGGCCACCCCCACGGCCGUGAUGGUGGGGACCGGCGUGGGCGCCCAGAACGGCAUCCUCAUCAAAGGGGGAGAGCCGCUGGAGAUGGCGCAUAAGGUCAAGGUGGUUGUGUUUGACAAAACAGGCACUAUCACUCAUGGGACUCCAGAAGUGACGCAGGUGAAGUUUCUAGUGGAGGGUAACCAGCUACCACACAAGAAAAUGCUGGCGAUCGUGGGGACUGCGGAGAGCAAUAGCGAGCAUCCUCUUGGAGUAGCAAUAACAAAAUACUGCAAAAAGGAACUGGACUCGGAAACCCUUGGGACAUGUACAGAUUUUCAGGUGGUUCCGGGCUGCGGCAUUAGUUGUAAAGUCACCAAUAUCGAAGCAUUACUCUACAGGAAAAAUAAAAUGGUUGAAGAGAACAAUAUUAAAAAUGUGACGCUUGUGAAAAUUGAGGAAAAUACAGACGAAUCGGUGCAGCCUGCUUUGAUUAUUGAUGCUGAACUACCAACCACUAUGACUUCUCAAAAAUACUCAGUUCUCAUUGGGAACCGGGAAUGGAUGAACAGAAACGGCCUCCUUGUUAAAAACGAAGUGGAUCGAGCCAUGACGGAACACGAGCGGAGGGGCCGCACGGCCGUUCUGGCCGCUGUCGAUGGUGUGCUUUGUGGCUUGAUAGCUAUUGCUGAUACUGUGAAACCAGAAGCUGAGCUGGCAGUCUACACUUUGAAGAGUAUGGGAUUGGAAGUUGUCCUAAUGACUGGUGACAACAGCAAAACAGCAAGGUCCAUUGCCUCUCAGGUUGGCAUCACCAAAGUGUUUGCAGAGGUUCUUCCCUCCCACAAAGUAGCCAAAGUGAAACAAUUACAAGACGAAGGUAAACGGGUGGCCAUGGUUGGAGAUGGUAUCAAUGACUCUCCAGCUCUCGCGAUGGCCAACGUGGGGAUCGCUAUUGGCACAGGCACUGAUGUAGCCAUUGAGGCAGCUGAUGUGGUUCUAAUUAAGGAUGAUCUGAUGGAUGUGGUAGCAAGUAUAGAUUUGUCGAGGAAAACUGUGAAAAGGAUCCGGAUCAACUUUGUCUUUGCUUUAAUUUAUAAUCUCAUUGGAGUUCCCAUAGCUGCUGGUGUCUUUCUGCCCGUUGGUUUGGUUUUGCAGCCCUGGAUGGGAUCUGCAGCAAUGGCUGCCUCCUCUGUUUCUGUUGUGCUUUCUUCACUGCUGUUAAAGAUGUACCAGAAACCAAGCUCUGAGAAGCUGGAGUUCCGAGCCCGUGGCCAAAUGAGGCACAAGAGCCCGUCGGAAAUCAGCGUCCACAUUGGAAUUGAUGAGACUGGGACAGGCUCUCCUAAACUGAGCUUAAUGGAUCGAAUCAUCAAUUACAGCAGAGCCUCUAUAAAUUCUCUCUUUUCAGACAAGCGCUCAGUGAACAGCGUAGUUCUUAAUGAACCAGAUAAGCAUUCACUUUUGGUGGGAGAUUUUGGAGAAGAUGAUGACACCGCAUUGUGAAAGACUCACCCCUUGCCUUGAAAAAAGACAACCGAAACAGCUGUCUACAAGUGUGCGCGGGUACCUGUGCAUUCUGGAGGUCUUUUCAGAUGUAUUUCCUAUUUAAUGUAGAAAGCUAGAUUUUGCAGCAACUAUCCAGGGUCAUUUUUUUAAACUAGUCUUACCAAAACAAUGGUGCAGGCUCCGUUAGCGCUCGCUAACAGGGCUGUGUUACCAUUCCAAGAAGCUUGCAGUAUAGUAUAUUUUUGGCAGAAUGUCAAAAUAGUUAAGGAAACAAAGGAACCAGAGACUUGUUUCCCAGCAUUGUAAUAGGCUACUUUGUGCAUAGUCAGGCUUAGUACUGUGUUUAAAAAGUUAUGUUACUGCAUCUGCGAAAUACUUCAAGUUUUGUGUGUGCAGAUAGAUGUGCCUUACUCCAAACCUCCCGGGGCCCCUCUUGUUUCCGUAACCUGCCUUCUACCAGAAAUGGUUCCUCUCAAAUGCCUUUUCUUUCUACAAGCAUCUGGUUCCAGCUUUUAGCACUCCCGGCCUCAGAUCAUCUCGCUGUUUGUGGUCUGGAUUCCUGCGAGGUUUGGGGGUUGCUUUCAGAGCCCAUCCUCACGUUAACUCUGCACCCCCGUGCUCUCCUGCUCCCACCGCUGUCUGCCUGAAGGUUGGAUGGGUUGGGAGGUUGCUUCAUUCCCAGCUCUCCUCAGCCAAAAUCUCCUGCGCCAUCUGAACACGGGGUGAAUGUGAUGUGGUAGUAGCCGAAAUGUCCAGCGUCUCAGAAGGCAGCAGCAAUGCAGUUAGUGCUCACUGCCCAUGUCUGCUGGCACUCCUGAAAUGAACCGGGGUAGUUUGGGCUGGUGUCGUGCAGACUGCCCUUAAAAUCUUUGCAGUUCAGUCUUUACAGAUAUCUAACACCACCAAAGAAUUGAUUGUGUGUCAGAUACUGCACUAACAUCAGUUACUUGUAAAGACAAGUGGCUGCGUACCAGGGAUGGUCCAGAAUCCGCUCUGUGGGUUGGUCCAAACCUCCUUUGCUUGGGAUGUUCAGAUCCAGGCUUUGUGGAUUGAGACGGUCUUUGUUACUGAACUGAAAUAUCAAAAUGUGGGUUUAGAUCAUGAAGUCACUAGUAGUAGAUCUAUUCUCAGUGAGGAAUAAAGGUGUUCAUCAUCCAGUAGCCACCUGUUUGUUACUUAAUAAGCCUGCUUCUUUCAAUGCUCUGCUGAGACAGCUGUCUAAAGCAAUUAGUAGGUUCAAUAAUGCUGAGUUACAUUAUGAGAUACAGUCCAUGGUGUAAAUGUGUAAUUCCAUUUUGUGCUGGUAGAGGAGAAGUGUUCGGAUUGGAGUUUGGUAAAGGCAUCUCUGCAAUGUUCUAGUUCCUUACUGGAAGUCAGAUGUCAGUUCAGAGAUCGUGUGUGUAAAAAGUCCUAAGUAAAUGGCUUUUGCAUUUUAUUUGAGAACUACCAGCAAAAUAUCAGUGUGUGAAAACAGAAGAGUUGUGUUGUGGAAUGUGGUGUUAGUAGAUCAGUGUAUUUGUUAUAUUGCUGUGAGGAGAACAACGACGUUUGUUGCUGCCACUGAUUUAAGAAACAAUAUUCUGUUGCAGGAUUUAGGUUCUUAAUACCUAUACAUGAAUAUGGGUUAUUUUUUUAAUUAGCUUAUGGCUAUAUGUAUAUGUUGUAGUGUUGGGAAAUGCUGAGACACGUUUCUGUAAAGUCAUUCCGUAAGGUGUUGUUCUCAGUUUUCAGCAGCAAAGCUGUUUCUUACAAAGAAGGUAGUUGCCUAAAAACUGCUUGAUUGUGUUAUUAUGAUGGGUUUUUAGUGUUUCACAACCGUGCAAACUGUGCCCAAAGACUUCCGUUUUCUUGUUUAUCCACACUCAUUUUCGGUGGCGUUCUUGGCCGGGUUCUGCAGGUGAAAGGGGAGUAUUCUGUGUGGUUUUGGCUGAGUUGUGCUGAUGGGUGAGGACAGAAGGUGGAUCCGCUGAUGCUUAGACGUGGGGAUUCCAGUGCUGCCUAUGGUAUAUAUGGCGCGUAAACAACAGACAUCGCACUCUGACUGCAGGAAAUACAGUGAUAUAGGCUUAGAUUCCUGGGUGGUAGAUAAAGGAGCUUGAAGAAUUUAUUAAAUUAUUUCUGAAUGUGUGUUUAGAGCAGUUUGGCUUUGACCUUUAGUCGUCCGCGUUGUACGCAGGUUCCAUGUUUGCAGUGGCUCUUAUCCCCAACGCUUUCCCAACAGAGAUGUUUUCUCUAGGCUUUUCCAGCUUUCUGUGAAACCUGGCGUUGGAUCCAGAUAGAGCAAAAUAAGACUCUGCUUUUCAAAAUCAGGAUACGGAGUGCGGUGCGGAGGUGAUAACGGGGGAACGAGGAGCAGCGGGACGCUGGCCGAGGGGGAGCGGGGUUGCGGCUCGUGGUGCAGCUGGGAUCAGGCUCUAGAGAGGGGAAGGAGCUGAGCCCCAGAGCAGCGUUAGCCCGGGAGCCAACGGGCGCGAGGCGGUUGUGAUAAACCACGCCGGAAUUGAGGUGAAGGUGUUCAACUCUAACAGCUGGCGGGUUCCUAGGCAGCGCUCGUCUGGGUGGAAAGCAAAUUGCCCUCGUUGCUGGAAGAGGCUUGUGUGAAGAUGCCAGGAAAAGCAGCCACCGGGGCCGACUGACCCACAAAGGCCCUUUUACUCCAGUUUUACUCUUUGUAAAAAUCUGUCUGUGCUUGUCUUUUGAACUUGAAUUCAGUACAUGGUGUGUUUGAGCAACGUGUGGCUGGUGAAGAGAUUCGGAGUUCAGGACUUUGGAAGCAGGUUUUCUGUGCAACACGCCCCCCUCCAAAGGGGCGACAUUGACUUAUGGAAUGUUUACCUUGUGCUUAAAAUAUUACAUAAGGUGCUUUCUGUUGAAGAACCAAAAGAUUUUUCAGUUUGAAUGUACAGUGCAAGUGAAAUAAUGUGGGAGUGAAAUGUUUUCCUAAAUGUACAUGUUUUAAUAUGUAAAUAUGUUACUCCUGUUGGAGACAGUUUGGAUUCAGGAAUUUAAAAUAUCGCUUGGAAACACACAGUUACAAACAACAUUUUAUUACUAGUUUGUCUAUUCUAUUGUAACUAUUCUGUAACUAGCUAUUUAUAAAACCUGUGCUCUAUUUUAAAAAGUACAUAUGCUUGAGGCUUUAAAAAUUGCUCUUUGAAUCUUACCAAUAAGCUUUUAAAAGAGUAGACAUUUGGCAUUUUCUGUGAGAAGGAACGUGAAGUUGACAAAACACAAUGGAAGCAAGUAAGUAUUUUUAUUUAUUAUAAACCAUGUUUAUUUUUUUUGCUUAGAACUUCCAACAAAAUGUUUUAAACUUCAGAGGGGUUUUUUUAAUUCAAUUUUGUUAUGAAGAAUGCAGAAAUGAAUGCUGUUGUGGAUUGUUAAUGUAGUGCUGUUGCAUUUCUUUAUAUCUAGAAACGCGUAUCCUCGCACUCCCUAUUCUUUUAAGACUGUACCUCCAUCAUUAUAAUGGCAGUUAUAAGCUAUAUAAUAAAAAUGCAACAUCCAAA
This is a messenger RNA of Columba livia (rock pigeon), 8300 nucleotides long. RefSeq names its product ATPase copper transporting alpha (gene ATP7A). Gene Ontology annotation, cellular component: plasma membrane; trans-Golgi network. Lineage: Eukaryota; Metazoa; Chordata; Aves; Columbiformes; Columbidae. The transcript is spliced from 24 exons. Gene Ontology annotation, molecular function: P-type divalent copper transporter activity; copper ion binding; ATP binding. Bases 325 to 4788 code for a protein of 1487 amino acids. Gene Ontology annotation, biological process: copper ion import; copper ion homeostasis. The record is from RefSeq and is a predicted model, not a curated record.